UUUGCUCUUCUUCUCCCUUUACAUGUUUUUAUAAAUAAACUUCUUUUUUUGGCAUGGCCAAGUCAAUAAUAAAAAAAACUAAUUUGAGCUUACAGUCGUAAAUUUCGCUUUUCCGUUGGAGUUCAAUCAAAUGGCUAAUAAUAAAGGCAAGGCCGAAGGGAACGAUUCGGGCGAUAAUGAUGGGACUAAGAACGACGAGCCUCUCUGCAACCGAGUAAUUGCUAUUCUCAAAGAAGGAGGCGACUUAGACAGCUUAAGCUUGAAAGAGCACAAAGCUUAUUUGAGGAACCAUGGCCUCCGUAUCACAGGCACUAAGGCAGUGUGUCAACAGAGAAUUCUUGAGCAUUGGGAGAGCGACCAAUCUGUCUGCAAUCGAAUUAUCGCCAUUGUCAAAGAAGGAGGAGACUUAGAAAGCUUAAGCUUGAAAAAACUCAAAGCUUAUUUGAGAAACCAUGGCCUCCGUAUCACAGGCACCAAGGCAGUGUGCAUACAGAGAAUUCUUGAGCAUUGGAGUAGAGAUGAAACUGAGGAAGAAGGGAAAGAGGAAGACAUAGGGAACAAUUUGGACAAUAAUGGUGGGACUGAGAACGAUGAAUCACUCUGCAAUCAAGUCAUCGCUAUGCUCAAAGAAGGAGGUGACUUGGAAAGCAUGAGCUUGAAAGAAAACAAAGCUUAUUUGAGAAACCAUGGCCUCCGUAUCACAGGCACUAAGGCAGUGUGUCAACAGAGAAUUCUUGAGCAUUGGAGUGGAAUUAAAAAUGAGGAAGAAGAGAAAGAGGAAGGGAACAGUUCAGACAAUAAUGAUCGGACUGAAAACGAUGACUCUCUCUGCAAUCGAGUCAUCACCAUUCUCAAAGAAGGAGUUGACUUAGAAAGCUUAAGCUUGAAAGAACUCAAGGCUUAUUUGAGAAAUCAUGGCCUCCGUAUCGCAGGCACUAAGGCAGUGUGUCAACAAAGGAUUCUUGAGCAUUGGAGUGGAGAUGAAACUGAGGAAGAAGAGAAAGAGGAAGGGAAUAAUGAUCGGACCAAGAACGACGAAUCUCUCUGCACUCGAGUCGUUACUAUUCUCAAAGAAGGAGGUGACUUAGAAAGCUUAAGCAUGAAAGAACUCAAAGCUUAUUUGAGAAAUCAUGGCCUUCGUAUCACUGGCAGUAAGGCACUGUGUCAACAGAGAAUUCUUGAGCAUUGGGGUGGAAAUGAAACCAGGGAGGAAGAGGAAGACGAAGGGAACGAUUUGAACUAUAAUGACCAGACUGAGAACGAUAAUUCUCUCUGCAAUCAAGUCAUUGCAAUUCUCAAUGAAGGGGGUGCCUUCGAAAGCUUAAGCUUGAAAGAACUCAAAGCUUAUUUGAGAAACCUUGGCCUCCUUAUCACAGGCACUAAGGCAGUGUGUCAACAAAGAAUUCUUGAGCAUUGGAGAAUAAAAGAUGGGAAUGCUGAAGCCUUAUAUCCCAAGUCAUCCUUUUUAAUAGACUGUUCUGGUGAUGUUUGUAAAGGAGAUGUUGUUUUGUUUACUCAGAAGUUUUAUAAGAAGUCCGAUAAUAUGACUAGGCGGCAUGUGAGACUUCUGGAGAAGAGAACUAUUGCAGGAAGGGUUGUUAAGGAAAGCUAUGGCAAAGCUAAACAACAACAUACAUUUACGGUUGAAGUAUUAUGGAGUAAGGGGACUAAGAAAUUUCCCCCAUUAUUUCCUUUGCUCGUAAAGGGUCGUAACCUUUAUAAAUCAAGAACUUACAGACAGCGUUGGUGUGAUGAGGCUGAAAGAAGAAAUGUACUUUCUGAGAAGCACAAACGAGGCAAUGCUGCAAGACUGGUAAAAGAAAUAGAAAGAAUAAGGGUCCUAAAGGGUCGUAACCUUUAUAAAUCGAGAACUUACAGACGGCGUUGGUGCGAUGAGGCUGAAAGAAGAAAUGUAUGUCCUGGGAAGCGCAAACGAGAGGCUGAAAGAAGAAAUGUACGUCCUGAGAAGCGCAAACUACACACUGCAAGACUGGUAAAAGCAAUAGAAAGAAUAAGGAAGUGGUCUGCUGAUGUUGGUACAAAACACCCAAGGGAUUCACAUCAAUCAAGACCAUUGAAAAACAGAGAAGCAACUGAAACUGAGAGGGGAAAGAUUGAUAUGACACACACAAAAGCAUUUACUCCAAGGUUAUGGUAUACACGUAAUAUUUACCAAGUGUCUUCUCCAGUUGGACAACUGAAAAAGAAGCAAAAGUCGAGGUUAAUAGCGGGACCAGCAGUGCCUAUUUGUAAUCAUUGUGGUAAGAGGCAUUCAGGAGCAUGUAGGAGGCUUUUAGGAGCCUGUUUCAGGUGUGGUUCCAAAGACCAUUUCCUUAUAAGCUGUCCUGGGAAGCUGAGUGCUACCUCUGUACCAUCUAAGAGGCUGAGUGAUACCCCUGUGCCGUCUGAGAGGCCUACUUCAAAUACUAAGCAAUAUGGUGGUAUUGGUAUGGGGGCUACCCGUGUACUGUCUGUGAGGCCUAUUCAAACAACUCAGCAAGAUGGUACUAGUGCUACCUCUGUACUGUCUGAGAGGCCCAGUGCUACAUAUGUACCAUCUGAGAGGCCUACUCCAACAACGCAAGAUGGUGAUUUUGGUACAAAACACCAAAAGCAUUCACAUCAAUCAAGACGAUCAAAAAAGAGAAAAGCAAGUGAACUUGAGAAGGGAAAGAUUGAUAAGGCACAAGGAAAAGCCUCUAUUCCAAGGGAUUGGAAUACAGCUAAUGCUUAUCAAGUGUCUUCUCUCGUUGGACAAGUGAAAAAGAAGCAAAAGUCAAGGUUAAGAGUCUCUAGUACUGGAGGGUUAGUAGGGGGGCCAUCAGUGUCUAAGUGUAAUCAUUGUGGUAAGAGGCAUUCAGGACAAUGUCGGAGGAUGUUAGGAGCAUGUUUCAACUGUGGUUCUAAAGAUCAUUUCUUUAGAUUUUGUCCUGGGAGGAUUAGUGAGACCUCUGUACUCUCUGAGAGUCUUACUCUUACUAAGAGAGGUAUUAGUCCUGGUAACAGUGGUAAUACAGGGGGAAAGCAGAGAGUUGCGAAGGAAGAAAAACAUGUUCAUUCCACUGAUGAUAUAGGUUUCAUUCAUCAAUCCAAUGCUGAUCGUGCCCUAUAUUCUUAUCAACCUCAACAAAACUUUCAUCACCAGAGUGCAUCUCACCAGUUUGCCGGCAAUGAUAUUGGAUCCACUUCAACAAUGGUAAGAUCAUUGUCUUACAGACCUUAUAUGGAUCCACGGGCAGUACCUGCUUCAACAAAACCUGUUCAGUCCACUGAUGAUAUAGGUGUCAUUCAUCAUUCCAAUGCCAAUCUCGUACUAAAAUCUUAUCAACCUCAACAAAACUUUCAUCACCCGAAUGCACCUCAACAGUAUGCCAGCAAUGAUAUUGGAUCCACGUCAACAAUGGUAAGAUCAUUGCCUUGCAGACCUUAUAUGGAUCCUCGGACAGUACCUACUUCAACAAAAUCUGUUCAUUCCACUGAUGAUUUAGGUGUCCAUCAUCAUUCCAAUGCCAAUCCCGUCCUAAAUUCUUAUCAACCGAAUUUUCAUCGCCAAAGUGCACAUCAGCAGUUAGCCGGCAAUGAUAUUGGAUCCACUUCAACAAUGGUAAGAUCAUUGCCUUACAGACCUUAUAUGGAUCUACGGACAAUACCUACAACAAAACGUGUUCAUUCCACUCAUGAUUUAGGUGUAAUUCGUCAUUCCAAUGCCGAUCCCGUCCUAAAUUAUUAUCAACCUCAACAAAAGUUUCAUCACCAGAGUGUACUUCAGCAGUUAGACGGCAAUGAUAUUGGAUCCUCUUCAACAAUGGUAAGAUCAUUGCCUUACAGACCUUAUAUGGAUCCACGGACAAUACCUUCUUCACAGAAUCAUGGGUUCAACAAUCACAAUUACACCCACCAUCACAACUCAAAUCCUGGCUUUUGCAAUAGAUGAGAGAAUUUGACCCAUUCUCCCUAUGUGAUGAAGUUGACAGGCUCUUGUAAAAUCACCUUCUGCAGUAAAGGCAUAUUAAUGGAUAGAAAAAAGAAAACAUUUUCACUCUGUUUCCAUUAGGAUGUGACAAGGCGGGAUUAAGAGCCGCAAGUUAUCUUCUCAGCAUGGAAACCAUAUAAUUUAGAAAACCAAACUUCUGCACU
This is a messenger RNA of Hibiscus syriacus, 4137 nucleotides long. RefSeq lists its product as uncharacterized. The transcript is spliced from 22 exons. Lineage: Eukaryota; Viridiplantae; Streptophyta; Magnoliopsida; Malvales; Malvaceae. Gene Ontology annotation, molecular function: nucleic acid binding; zinc ion binding. Bases 131 to 3934 code for a protein of 1267 amino acids. The record is from RefSeq and is a predicted model, not a curated record.